UUUUCCAGCAGUUUGGGGAAUCUGUGGAACUCAUUUGCAACUGUCUUUCCAGACCAGGAUUUAAGGAGCUUCUUCACAGGGACAUCUCAAGCAGUGGAAAGCAACUGUGCUGACAUGAGUCCCAAGAAGGCGGCUCCUGCAGAGGCCGGGAAGAGGACAAAGGAGAAGAUUACGCUAGAAAUUAAGAAGGAGAUCAUCCAGAAGCACGACGGAGGCAUGCGAGUAAGAGACCUCGCCAGGGAGUACGGGAGGAAUCCAUCCACCAUCGCGACCAUCCUGAAGAUGAGGGAGAAGAUCCUUGCGACAGAUGUAGCCAAGGGAGUCACCAGGAUCGUGAAGAACCGGCCAGCUGUUCUGGAGGAGGUGGAGAAGUUGCUGCUCAUCUGGAUGGAAGAGAAGCAGCGUGCAGGGGACACAGUGACUGAGGCUGCCAUUUGUGAGAAGGCCAAGGCCUUGUACGCAGACCUCGUACAGCAGGAGCCGGGCACCUCAGCCGAGCCAGAAGUCUUCAAGGCAAGCAGAGGCUGGUGUGAAAGAUUCAAAACCAGAUCUGGAAUCCACAGAGUGGUCAGGCAUGGAGAGGCUGCCAGUUCCGAUGUUCCUGCGGCUGAGGACUUUGCCACGGAGUUCGUGGAGGUUGUGGAAGAGGAAGAAGCGACAAGUGAGGAACAGCUGUCCUCCACGGGAACUGAAGGACAUCUGCCAGCAGUGGAAAAACGUGCAGACUUAAGCACAGCGGCACCAUCCAGACAAGGCUCUGGCACGUGACCUUGCGAUCACGUUUGAUACAAGGAUCAUGUCCUCUUUCAGAGGGGUGCUGAAAAGGCGGCUGAAGCAGCAGACCAUGGAGAGGUUCAUCAUGACCCUCCGCAGCUCUGGGAACAUAAAAGACUGCUGCUGUGAUGUGGAGACAGUUCUGUCUGCCUCCAGUUUCCUGACUUAAAAGACUGGUCCUGUAGGUUGAGACACUUCAGCCUCACUUGGUCACCUUAAAAUGUUUGUGUAAAAGUGUCCCCUAGAGCCUUAGAGAGUCCUUUGGUGAUUUUAAAAAGUUUCUGUAUGAUGUCCCUGUUUACAUGCCUUAAAGAUGUACUUUCUGAAGAGUUUUGCACAGUCCAAGGACUGUUUCUGUUCAGUUUCAGUGUUGAGCCUCAAUUAAAGAAAGCAAAAAUAAAUAAAUUUUCUUUUCCUCUAAAAACUAGGUGCAUCCUAUGGUCAGGUGCAUGCUAUGGAGCGAAAAAUAUGGUAGCUAUCAGAGUUUUUUGGUGUGUAAAAAGAAGGAGGAAUUAUUUAAUCUCCCCUGGUGUUUUAUGGAAAGUUGGACUAAAAAUUGCAGACACAAAAGGUGCUCCUGGGUCAAAACAAACAAACAAACAAACAAAACAUUCAAAUUGCAGUUGAAUAGUUUCAGGGACUUUUGUGCUAGGUCCUGCCUCAUGUUUGUUAUUUUUAAAUGUUUUUCUGUCAUGUUUAAAAAGUUGAAGUUUUGUGCUUGAAAUUUUUGAAAUCCUCUGUACAGUAUGUAAGCCUUUAAAGAGCACUUAAUAAACACUUUGCAAACCAAAUUUGAAUUUGUUUGGACUUUUUUUGCCCACAGGAACGCAUUAAUUAAAUUUCAAUGCAUUCCUAUGGGAAACCGUGCUUUGCAAGACGAAAUUUUCGCAAUACGAAAUGACUCGCGGAACAAAUUGAUUUCGUCUUGCGAGGCAUCACUGUAUUCUGUUGGAAGCUGCCCAGAGUGGCUGGGGAAACCCAGCCAGAUGGGCGGGGUAUAAAUAAUAAAUUAUUAUUAUUAUUGGGAGAGACACAAGCAGGCACCUGGAAUUGUCUUUAGCUAACACUUCCCCCCUCCUGUAUCACAAGGGGCAGCUGUGCUGGAAUUCUGAAGCUCCAACAAAGAGUUGUGCAGGUCUUUAAAGGGCCACAGAUUUAUGAUGGCAAAAAGGCUUAUGGACGACUAGAGUCCUGUUCAUUAGAACGCAAGAAAAGCAAUGCUGGAUUAGGCCCCAGGCCCAUCUAGUCCACCAUCCUGUUCUUACAGGGGCCAACCAGAUGUACAUUUGUUUUGGUAAAAAUUCACAAAGCAGUGUUGAUAGCACAAACAUCCCAACAUUGAUCUGCUUAUUAACAUGAAAUGUUGGAUUCUGUCCGUCUCAAGAUACAAUGGAGUGCACAUCCACAGGGCGAAGUCAAACCAUUGGCGCAUCUCUGUGUCUGCAGAGACCAGUAAUUCGUGACUGCUGCCUCCUGCACUUGGUUUUGCUGUGUGAGUCUGGGCAGUGUGCGUUAUGUCCUGGACUGCCCAGAAAACAAGACCCUGCUCUUGGCCUUGCUGAUGUGGUCCAAAAUAAAGCGGCUGCUGGAGUUGCUGAACUGAGGCAUACAAGUCACAAUCCAACCAUUUUAGGGAUUCCACUCUGAUUUUGUGUAGGGUUUACUCCUUCGCAUUUUUCAUCUUUGUCUCAAUGCAGGUGACGUAGACACUUAAAACUCAGUGAGGCCAAACUGCUAUUAUAAAUCCACUUACCUACAUGGCUUCAGUUAGACCAGAUGAAUGUGCAUUUUAAAACUGUGUUUCUGUCAUCCACCUGUGCGUGCCAGGAGAAAGGAAGAGGCUCAAGAUGUUCAAGAUGUACACAGAUUUGAAAGGCAUUUCCCAUCUUCAUCUCUGGCUAACAUGAUCCACCACCACCCCAGCUGCUUUUGUGGAUUCCUUCUCCCAGUCAUAAUUUAGGCCGUAAACUCCUCAGGUCAGAGACCUGUGCAUUAUGAUUUUGUUUCUCCAUAUUAUUCAUUGGUGGCAAGAAUAUAAACAGAAUAGUAAGUGGUUAUAUUGGUAACUGGAAUUCUUUAAGUCAAAUUAAAUUCACUGUGCUGUCUUGUAUCCUCACCUAAAUUAGCAGCAGAGACUUUCCAAAGGCCCCAGGAAGGAAAGUGAGAAGCCUCUUUCCAAAUACUGUGCAGGUAUUCCUGCUCACCCUCAUACAGAGACUAGUCUCUCAUAUUCCAAUUAACUCUGUGAACUAGCUCUCUGAGGAGAAUAUGGGGGUUCUCCUGCCAACUCUCAGCACUAAUUACAGUCCCCAGGAUUAUUUGCGGGGAAGCCGUGGCUGUUUAAAGUGCCAUGAUGCUGCUUGAAAUGUUUUUUUAAAAAAAUACUUUUAAUUCAUUUUCCAAUUAAUACAAAAACAAAACAACAAACACAUACA
Messenger RNA from Zootoca vivipara (common lizard), 3209 nucleotides. The record is from RefSeq and is a predicted model, not a curated record. Lineage: Eukaryota; Metazoa; Chordata; Lepidosauria; Squamata; Lacertidae.